Molecule: messenger RNA, 1757 nt
Organism: Mytilus trossulus (common blue mussel)
Lineage: Eukaryota; Metazoa; Mollusca; Bivalvia; Mytilida; Mytilidae
Exons: 3
Coding region: 521-1270 (249 amino acids)
Source: RefSeq, a predicted model, not a curated record
ACUUUAUACGAAUCAAUAUUCAAUUAAACAAACUACUACAUGUACUAAGGGAAAAAGUAAGUACUGGUAGCUAUUAGGAUUAAUCAUAUACUAGUUGCAGUAGAUACUGAUUUUGUUGGCUGUGUAUAGGUAAUCGUUAUCUUGUGUUUAGAAGAAGGCUUUCUCUACUCUACAUUAAAGUGCAUUGAAAAUGAACAAAGGCAUACUAACAAAGACCAUUUACUAGAUGAAAAUGGAAAGGUUUAUGUCGAGGUUUAUGUCCGACCAUUGAUUUUUGAUUACAGUGUAUUUCUGGCAAUUUUUCGAUUGAUCUGGUAGAAUACUAACGAUGAAAUAAACACGAGCUGUCCUAGGGAUCAUGUAAUCAAAAUUCUGUGUCAUUACUGACGACGUCCCUGGAGAGAAACAUCUUUCGUAGUUGGAAAUUAUAGGAAUGAUAUAUUCGUCACGAAUAGUAAUCCAAUCUGUGGAUAUCAGUGGUUUUAAUGCGACAGUUGUGAUGCGAAAAGUGUUAGAUUGAAUGUGUGUUUUAACCAAAAUGCACACAAUGUCACUGCCUUUGAGUUUCAAUGUUCAAGCUAAGUUUAAGUUUUAUAGAGACGAAGAAAGUAUGGUAAAAGAUUGGAAACAAGCAGCCAAAUAUAACGCCUCACAAGCCACGUUCUUAGAAGGAAUGUUACUUAAGAAUGUCGACCCUGGAGGAACCCUUCUGUAUGUAGAUUAUUCCGUGUUUUAUGGUGGAAUGAGAGACCUUCGACAAAUCUCGUGGGAACCCUUACAGAAGCAUAGCAUUAAUAACAUACUUAGAAUCCAAAAUCAUCAGUAUUCUGCAGAUAUCGAACCACGAAGACUCAUGGAAGAAGGUUGCUAUGACGAAGAAGAAUGUAUUGUUCGUGAAGCCGUCAAACAACUCCCCAGAACCCCAGUUUCAAAAGACAGUGUAUAUAUUCUCUCAGCAUUCCAUACGAUGGACAUUACAGAAAAUCUCGAACGGAGAUGGAUGUCAUGGAGCGGUGCCAAGGUCAUUCUGUGGAAAUGUCCGAAAGACUUAAAAUUACGCCGUAUUACAUUUUUACGUUCUACAACUGAGCGAGACAGCUUUAGUUAUCUCGUUCUUGCUGAAUGUGAAGAAGGGAUGAAUUGUUUAAAUCUCGCGAGACAAUUUGCUGACCAUUUGAAGGACAGAAGGUGCGGACUUGUGGGGUUGUACAAAGUAGAACGUUAUUACAUUCCACAGUUAGCCAGAUCUCAUAGCUCAAGUACAGUGUAGAACCAAGAGACAACCUCAAAGCACAAGUUCAAUUUAGAACAAACAGUAGAGCUCAAAGUGCAGGUAUAAUUUACAACAAAAUGAAGAUCUCAAAGCAAAAGUGCAAUUUAGGACAAACUAAAGAGCUCAAAGCACAAGUACAAUUUAGAACAACCAGACGAUUCUACUUUACACCAGCCAACAGUAUAAAUAUAUAAAGAGAGCAUAGCAUUAGAAUAGUCUCUCAUGAUACAGACGGGUUGUAACAUUUUCACUGAUGUUACAUAAUUCUCAACCAAGAGCACGUGUGUAAUGAAGACUAUUCUGAAGUACUUAUUUUCAUAGUUUAGAGAAGGUAUGCACUUGCAACAAUGGUUACAAAAAUACGAUUCCAAACAUCUGUAUGGCAAUUACACAACUAAAAUACGAUUCCAAACAUCUGUAUGGCAAUUACACAACUAAGUACGAAGAAAGUCAGCAUCUCAAAUAUCAAGAACCGCCAGUACCA